Molecule: messenger RNA, 438 nt
Organism: Trichomonas vaginalis G3
Lineage: Eukaryota; Parabasalia; Trichomonadida; Trichomonadidae
Exons: 1
Coding region: 1-438 (145 amino acids)
Source: RefSeq, a predicted model, not a curated record
AUGUUUAGUCACUUUUAUCUUUGGGGUGAAGCCGAAGAUCAAGAUAUUUUGGAAUUUUAUCCAACUGAUAAUAGAUUUACCCAAGUAAUGCAAGUUGCAAGCAUCAUAAAUAUAAUUAUCACAAAUGCUGGCUAUCUUAUAAUUGCUAGUAGACAAUUUGUUCAAUUAUUCGCAAGUGAAAUUAACUUCAUUUCCAUAUUUGUUGGUGCUAUUAUGGUCAUAUUCGUUUGUGGCGCGCUUGAUUAUUACUAUGAAAGUAGAUAUGAAAAUAUCAUCGAACUCAUUGGAUCAAUAACAUACUCUUUCAUGGCACUUUUACUUCCUCCUAUACUAUACAUCAGAGCAUUCAAAGUAAAAGGCUUGAAAGGCUGGUCUGCAUUAAUUCAUUUAAUUAUUUGCCUCGCUAUCACUGGAUUGAUUAUCAAAACGUAUUUCUAG